Molecule: messenger RNA, 2970 nt
Organism: Homarus americanus (American lobster)
Lineage: Eukaryota; Metazoa; Arthropoda; Malacostraca; Decapoda; Nephropidae
Exons: 2
Coding region: 20-2881 (953 amino acids)
Cellular component (GO): plasma membrane
Molecular function (GO): protein binding
Source: RefSeq, a predicted model, not a curated record
CAGGACGUACCACGGAAGGAUGGGCUCAACCUACAGACUUGAGGUGCCACGACCCCACGAGACAACCCUGCCACACUUCUGUCAGCCCACCUCAUCGCCUCAGGGGACCAGUACGCGCGACCUGCAGCUGAGCAUCGAGCAGUUCAGCCUCGGCAGGUUCACCUCCCACACCGACGCUGGCUGUCCUGACGGCCACAUGCAGAUUGAGGAGCUGAGUCGUCCCCUCAACGCCGGGUUCUGGUGCGGGACGUCCUGGGGCCACAACGUUUACUACUCGGAGACGACUGCUAUCACCCUCAUGUUGCGGGUGUUCAACAUCAGCCACACCAACCAGGACAUGCCAAACCCGGGAUCAUUCCAGCAACAGGACACCAUCAUGCUCCGCCUCUCCUACCGCUUCCUACGCAAGGAACGAGCGAUCCUGAGGUACGGGAAACCCUACAGUCCUAGCUACCGCGGGGAGGAUCUUCCCAACUCUUUUUGUGAUAAGUACUUUGAGAACUGCGACAAGAAGAACUGUAAGAUCCAGUCACCAAACUUCCCCGGCAUGUACCCCCGUAACCUCACCUGUUACUACCACAUCCGACAGACCCGCGUGCCGGAGGGGAAGGUGGCGCUGGUGUCCGUCUACCAGCGUAACCCUCACCUCAUCUACAUCAAGGACCACAACGUUCCUCACAUGUCGCGGGAGAAACGCCUCAAGGUGGGCGCCUCCUGCCACACUAUAUACGACUACCUGGUGGCCUUCGACGGCAACACGACGAGGUCGCCGGUACUGGCUAAGUUGUGUAAGGGCGGGGCGCCCCUCUCAAGCCUCAUAGCCAGCGGGCCUGACCUCCUCCUACUAUUCCACGCCUCACCCUACGACUUCCCUUUCCAAGAUUCUCCUCGACGUCGCACUUUUGGCUUCGAACUGGACGUGGCUGUAGAGUUCGUGGACCGCGAGUCUACGGCGUACGUCCGUAAAGGUUCUGAGUGUGAGUAUCAGGUGAACAGCCAAGGUCAGCGUAGUGGCUACGUACAGGCCUCAGCUCACUCCCUGCUGCCCAACACCACCUGCACCUGGCGACUCCUGGCGGGCAACACAGAGAUCGUGUGGCUCUACUUCCUCCACUACCGCCACGUCAACCACCCAGAGAUGCCCAAACCAGCAAAGUGUUCCAACACUCUGAGCAUCUACAACGGGGACAUACCGCUGGGCAGCGACACCAACAGCAGCAGCCUGUUACUGGGAAGGUUCUGUAAGCCUGACAGGCUCCCUCGUGUGUGUAGUGAAGUGCACGCCCCGGGGCCCUACUCGGCCCCCUGCUCUCCGAUGGAGAGUUACGUGUCCGCCCGGCCCGCCAUGACUCUGGCGCUACGAUACGCCGCCGGUACGGGCCCCGCGCACGUGGAGUUCCUGGCCCGGUAUGAGUUUGUUGACAUCCGUCAAUGGGGUGAUCCCACCCCUGACGGAGGACCUUGUGACCGCACCUUCAGCGUUCGGCCAGACCGCUUGUUUGCAUCUCCAAGGGAUGUGUUUAUGUUCGGUCGCGGCGGAGCCAAGAGACUGCGUUGCGUGUACACCUUCCAGGUGGAGCCAUACCAGCGAGUGUCACUAAGAAUCCUGCGGUCCAAGAUGGGGACAGAGUGUAACACUGUGUACAGGAACUCCUCCCGUCGCUACGAGUGUUCACACGCAGGAGAGUCAGGUCACCCAGCCAUCAAAAUCAGAGAGGAACCUUGGCCCAACGUCCCCGCCGAGCGAGCGUGUCUGUGUAAUGUGACCAACGGGCGGCCCUUCAACCUGGUGUCCUACACUAACACCAUCCACAUCACCUUCAGUGUGCCCUAUAUGUCCCCGACCAACGACUACGACGACUAUUUCUUCGCGGGAGAAUACUCGGUGUUGGAGGCGCCGCUGGAGGUGACGGAGGGCUGCAACGACACCACCCGACGGCUAGGUGGCCGCUACGGCAACUUCACUGUGGGGGCGGGGCGAGGCGAACUGUGUGCCUCCCUGCCCCGCCUCAUUGUCGCCACUGACGCCUCCUUCCUCUUCAUGAGGGUGCGAGGCUUCGCCGCCACCGAGGACAACUGUGAGGUCGCUUCCCGCAUCAACGUGUACGCCGCUGGGGCAGCCACACCCAUCGCCUCCAUCUGCCCGGAGCGGCGGGACGUUUACACCCACAUCUUCAGUAGCGGCUGGGAGGACUACGAGUUCAACUUUCAGUACGAAGAAGAUCCUUUCUCGUACCAGAACACCACCAGCCUCUCCACCACCAGCCUCUCCACCUCAAGCCUCUCCACCACUAGCUUCUCCACCACCAGCCUCUCCACCACCACCACCCUCUCCACUACCACCCUCUCCACCACCACCCUCUCCACCAGUAGCUUCUCCACCACCAGUAUGACCACCUUCCUUGAGGACUAUGAAGAGGAGGGACCAAAGGAACCUCCCCAGUCACGUGAUCUCUUCGUCGAGUACAUCGGCAACUACUCGGGUCGGUUCCUGGUCACUUGGAUAGGGAUUUGGCGGCCGCUCAAGGUGCCGUCGCUGAUGCCCUCAGGCGUCGACCCUUGCCCGCACCGCUGCCCAGACAUCUCGGCCUGCCUGCCCGAGGAGCUGUGGUGUGACGGCAUCCCACACUGCCCCUCUGGCUCUGACGAAGGGGCAGCCGCCUGCGGUCUUCUGGCCACUCUGCCCUGGGUGUACUUGAUAGCGGCGGGCGUCUUGCUGCUCUCCCUGGUGUCACUGUUCAUCGCCGUGGUGGUACACAAGCGGCAGUCACACACGCAGAAGGUGGUGGUGGCGGCGGCGACGGCGGCCGUCAACAACGGCACCGGGAUGAAGAGCAACACACAGGACCUCCUCAUCCCGCCCGAGAACGACACCUGGUGACAACGAGCCCAUUCUGACGACGUCGUCUGUAUUGACUACGAGACCACUGUGUAAACCAUUGUGGGGCGCCCUCCUCCCCCUCCCCUCCC